This is a messenger RNA of Lasiodiplodia theobromae, 1959 nucleotides long. RefSeq names its product Phenol 2-monooxygenase. The coding region runs from base 1 to 1959 and encodes 652 amino acids. Lineage: Eukaryota; Fungi; Ascomycota; Dothideomycetes; Botryosphaeriales; Botryosphaeriaceae. Gene Ontology annotation, molecular function: FAD binding. The record is from RefSeq and is a predicted model, not a curated record. The transcript has 7 exons.
AUGCAUCCCACCGAUGUAUCCGAAUCCCAGACCGAUGUACUGAUCAUUGGCGCUGGUCCGGCAGGCCUGACGGCCGCCUACUGGAUGGCGCAAUACGGCGUCAACGCCCGCAUCAUCGAUAAGCGCGGCACCAAGAUCUUCAAUGGCCAAGCCGAUGGUCUGCGAGCGCGUACUCGGGAGCUGUUCGAUAGCAUGGGCAUCGAAGACCGAGUUGAGCGGGAGAGCAAAACCUCCUGGGAAUUUCGUGUCUGGAACCCCGAUGGGAAAGGGGGUCUUGAACGGACUGGCGGCCUUGGAUUUACCAAGGAGGCGUACGCCAAGUCCCGAUUUUUCAUUUGCGGCUUGAACCAGGGGCGCAUCGAGCGCUUCUUACUAGAUGCCAUCAAGGAAGCCAAGCCAGACCUCGAGGUCGAACGCGGCGUCAUUGCUGAGACGCUUGAAUGCGAUGAAAAGCUUGCGGCAGACCCAGAGGCCUACCCCAUCACUGUGAAGCUGAGGACGCUAAGCGAGGAAGAAGCCAAUCCAUCGCCAGCCUACGGGUCUUCUGGUGUGCGCGACGGGUUGUUCCGCAGCAAUUUGUCUCCAGAUGACUGGGAAGACUUGAUCAACAAGUCGAAAGCCAAGGAAGGGAAGACUGAGGUAGUCAAGGCGAAGUACGUCAUUGGCUGCGAUGGAGCGCACAGUUGGACAAGGAAGCAGCUCGGUAUCAAAAUGGAGGGGGCCGCUACUGAUUUCAUCUGGGGUGUCAUGGACGUCGUGCCCAUUUCGAACUUCCCGGACAUGCGUCAAUCUUGCGCCAUCAAAGGCGACACCGGGACGAUCUUGCUCGUCGCAAGAGAGAGGGGCCUCGUGCGCCUCUACAUCCCUCUCACCUCAAUUGACGACCCAACAAAGCGGGUCGACCGAUCAAAUAUCAAUCUUGAUAUGCUGAAAGCCACGGCCCAGAAGAUUUUCCACCCUUAUACUUUCGACUUCAAGAUCUGCGACUGGUGGUCUGCCUACCAGGUCGGUCAACGCGUUGCGUCCGCUCUGUCCGAUCCGACGGACCGUAUCUUCAUCGCUGGCGACGCCUGCCACACGCACUCGCCCAAGGUCGGUGCCGGCAUGAACAUCAGCAUUCAAGACGGCUACAACAUUGGCUGGAAAGUCGCCUCCGUCGCCGCGGGCCUCUCGCCCCCGACUCUCCUCCCCACCUACGCUCUCGAGCGCCACCCCAUCGCCGAGAAGCUCGCCGAGUUCGACCGGAACUGGUCCAGCCUCUUCCUCCCCAAGGGAGUGGCAGCCGCCGCGAACGACAAGGCCGAAGACGGAACCAUAGCAGACUUCAACACCACCAACGCCCGCUACGAAGACUUCGGCCAAGGGUUCGUGCUCGACUACCCCACCAGCGUCGUCGUCCACCGCUGGAACAAGUCUGCCCCCUUGCUGCUACCCGGCGAGCGCUUCUGGCCCGCCAAGCUGACCAGCCAGUCGGACGGCGAGCGCCAGUGGUCCACGGGCAUCAUGCGCAGCGACGGGCGGUGGCGCGUCGUCGUGCUGGCGGCAGACGUGGCGGUGCCGGAGCAGAUGGCGCGGGUGCAGGCACUGUGCGGAAAGCUCGAUGGAGAGGAGGGGGUUAUUCGGAGGUUCACGCCAGCAGAGGGCAAGAAGGACGCGGUCAUUGAUGUCAUGGCUGUGCACUCGGCGGAUAGGUCUGCGGUGGACAUCUUUGACUUCCCGGAGAUCCUCAGGCCGGAGGAUGAGAUGAGGGGGUUGGAUUACCACAAGAUCUGGGUGGACGAGGCUUUCGAGUUUGAUCAGGACUGCGAUGGUAAGGCGUAUGAAAAAUGGGGCGUUGAUCGGUCGAGAGGAUCAGUGCUCGUGAUGAGGCCGGAUCAGUGCAUUGGGUGGUAUGGAGAUCUUGAAGAUGUUGCUGAGAUGGAGAAGUAUUUCGAGGGCGUCCUCAAAGUCCGUGUGUAG